CCAGCACGUACCCUCUUUCCUGCCUGUUGCUCCUGUGUUUAGGAACUGUCCGCCAUGCCUCAGUAUCACCUUAUCUACUUCGACGUCCGAGGAAGGGGAGAACUCACACGCUGGCUCCUCGAAUACAGCGGGACGACUUACACUGAGGAGAGAAUUGCGUUCGCAGACUGGGCCGUGAAGAAGCAGAGCGUCCCCACGGGCAAGGUGCCGAUCCUGAUGGUAGACGGCCGCCCGCUGGCCCAGUCCCUCGCCAUCGCCCGCUACUUGGCCAAGGAGGUCGGCCUCGUACCCAAGGACAACCUCGAAGCCGCCUUUGCCGACACCCUGGCCGACACCAUAGCCGAAAUGAUGUCCGCUUUUUAUAAGAACAAGAUGUCGUCAUUGCCAGAGGACGAGAAGGAGAGAAAGUUCAGCGAGGAAAUAAAUCCGAAUAUCAUCCGUCCUCUUCUGGGGGAUCUGAACGAGCACUUGGCAAGCAGGUCGUGGUACUCGUGCGAACAGAUAUCUUGGGUGGACCUGAUGAUAGCUGUCGAGUUCGGAGGCCUCAGGAAGUCCUACCCAAAGCUCCUGGAUGACUUCCCUAAGGUCGCGGGUCACGUGGACAAGGUCAUGGCCCUCCCAAACAUUGAGGCGUGGGUCAAGAGGCGCCCUGACACAUUAUUAUAAGAGAAGAGGACGUUUCUCUGGGACGAUAAAGAAAUUUGAUGUGUGGUUUUCGAUAGGAUUUCGAUGAAUGUUUUUCUAUGAAAUGUUUUUUAUUAUUAUUAUAAUCGCAAUUGACAUGAUUGGCAAGUUUUAUAAGCUUAAUAAUUUUUGUUGUUGACUGGUUAGCAAUUACGUGAACCUUUUCACCAUAAGUUAAUAAAAAAAAAAGCUUUAUCUACUCAUCGGCAAUUAUAUCGUACUUAUGUAUUAAUAAAUAAUAAUGAUGAUGUGCAAUACUUAUCGCGAAAAAAAAAUCGUAUUACCAACCAUAGGGGCUAAAGAAAACGAAAUUCCAGUGGGAAACUAUUAUACGAAAUAAAGAGUAAAUAAAGUAUUUCAUAGAA
Molecule: messenger RNA, 1049 nt
Organism: Penaeus chinensis
Lineage: Eukaryota; Metazoa; Arthropoda; Malacostraca; Decapoda; Penaeidae
Product: hematopoietic prostaglandin D synthase-like
Exons: 5
Coding region: 55-666 (203 amino acids)
Biological process (GO): glutathione metabolic process
Molecular function (GO): glutathione transferase activity
Source: RefSeq, a predicted model, not a curated record